Thalassophryne amazonica is the source of this 5767-nucleotide messenger RNA. It is a transcript of the gene fhod1, whose product is annotated as formin homology 2 domain containing 1. Gene Ontology annotation, cellular component: cytoplasm; cytoskeleton. Gene Ontology annotation, molecular function: actin filament binding. The record is from RefSeq and is a predicted model, not a curated record. NCBI's taxonomy places the organism in Eukaryota, Metazoa, Chordata, Actinopteri, Batrachoidiformes, Batrachoididae. Gene Ontology annotation, biological process: actin filament network formation; cortical actin cytoskeleton organization.
UAGAGGAUUGUACGCUGCAGCUCUCAACUGUCGGCAACUAUCUGGAUCUGGAUUCUUCUCUGGCGGAACAGAGAGAUGAGCUGGAGAGCUUCUAUGAAGACGUGGAAAAAGGGAAGAAACCUCUUCUGAUCCUCAGGACUCAGCUGUCGGUUCGGGUUCACUGCAUCCUGGAGAAGCUGUACAACAGCCAUGGGCCGGAGCUCAGACGCUCUCUAUUCUCUCUCAAACAGCUCUUCCAGGAUGAUAAAGACCUGGUUCCAGAGUUCGUGGCAUCUGAAGGUCUGACCUGUUUCAUCAAAGUAGGAGCAGAGGCCGACCACAACUACCAGAACUACAUCCUGAGAUCUUUGAGCCAAAUCAUGCUGUUUGUGGACGGGAUGGACGGCGUCGUCCACCACAACGAGACGGUCCAGUGGCUGUACACACUGACAGGGAGCCUGUCUCGCCUGCUGGUGAAGACGUCUCUGAAGCUGCUGAUCGUCUUUGGAUAUUCGGAGUCCAACAGUCCUCUGCUCAUUAACGCCAACACAGUGGACGAAGACAGAGGUGUGAAGCCGUGGAGUUACCUGGUGGACAUCCUGGAUGAGAAGAACGGUUCCGACACCGAGCUCCUCAUCUUCACCAUGACGCUCAUCAACAAGACUCUGGCUGCGCUCCCCGACCAGGACUCUUUCUACGAUGUGACGGACAGUCUGGAGCAGCUGGGCAUGGAGACAGUCAUCCACAAACACCUGAACAUCAAGGCAACAGAACCUGACCUGCGGACCCAGUUCGCCAUCUACGAGGCAGCUCUGAGGCAUGAAGACGGCGAGACGGGUGACACCUCCCCUCACCUCCACAAGGAGCGACGCAAAGCUGCUUCCAACGAGCAGGAGGGGCGGAGAGGUCGUCGGUCAUCCCAGAACCUUGCAAACCAACCGCUGUCGUCUGUUGGCUCCUCCCCCUCUGCCUCCCCCAGUCCCUCAUCCCUCUUCUCCCCUGUCCUGUCCACAGCCUCGGCCUCCAGCCCCACCUUGGGAUCAGGCAGCAGGCCUUCAUCCCCAUUAAUCUCCGACUCUAGCAGCUCUUCUUCCAGUCUAUCUGGGUCCCAGCGAGGAUCUCCUCUACCGUCAUCAGAACCCACCAACGGUACCGCCGUUACAGAGCAAGAAAUGAAGGCUCCGUCCAGCCCAAAUCGCUCUUUUCUCAGUCACCACAUGUCGGCUCUGGGUCUGAGCAGAAGGUCCAGACUGUUCUCCAAAACCAGCUCUAUCUCUGAGGAGCCUGCAGUCACGUGCAGAUCAUCAGCUGAACUUCCAGACCAGGAGAACUUGUCCACGUUGAACCCGGAGCAGACUGAGACCAAACCCAGUUUUAACUCAGAGGAGACUGAUCUGUUCCUCUGCUCACAGGACUGUAAUGUAUUUUUGGACAAGCCCGUCCUGAGGAAGUUUCAAGGCACUUUCCUGCGGAGUCUGGCCAUCACAGAGUGGGAGAAGAGAAGAAGAAGCGACCAGGAAGGCGUGUCCCGUCUGUCCACGUCUGACAUCACCAGUCCUCGUCCACAGCCUGUGCAGGAGGGCGGGGACAGACUGGCCGAGGGCAGACCAUCUCCUCGCGGUUCAACAUCCAGCAGCAUCAGCGCCAAUGGACAGUCAGACUCCCAGAAUGACAAAGGUGAGACACCAGCAGUGUCUGUCCAGAGGCAGUGCAGCACACUGUCCAAUGACAAGAAGUUCCUGUUGGACAUGCUGUAUUCUAAGAGCUCUGCCACAGUGCCUGUGAGCCCUAUGGCUGACACCACAGAAGAAGAAGAGAGUGCCAUGCCAGGUGAUGAUCUCAGCGGUCGUGUCUUUAAGCAUCUCUCCAGCUUCAAAGUUGGUGUCUCUGAGCCGCGUAGCCCCAGUGAGAGCAGCGAGUCUCGUAAGACGGAGCUGGAAGGUUUGGAAGGCUCUACCCAGACGGCGUUGGUCCGACUUGCUGAAGAACAGCAGAAACGCUGCAUCCGACAGCAGUACAGCGUGGACGCGGAGAGCCAUUCCCGCCACCUGGAGACCACCCAGAUGACCCCGUUAGGCCACGGAGGUCGCAACGAUGCCUGGAAGCAGCUGCAGCCAAGCACCACCACCCUACGCAUCAAAGACCUGGACUUCUCUGACCUGCUGGAUGAAGAGGACAUUGAUGUCCUUGACAUGGACACCUUAGACUCCUCCUCCUCCUCUUCCUCCUUCUCUGGUCUUCCUCCUCCUCCUCCACCUUUCCCUGGCCUUACUUCAGCACCACCUCCUCCUCCCCCCCCACCCCCAGGUUGUCCAGGUGGAGCAGCCCCUCCCCCUCCUCCUCCUCUUCCAGGUGCCCCUCCUCCCCCACCACCACCUCCUCCAGGUGCUCCUCCCCCACCGCCACCUCCUCCCCUGUUGUCCAUGGCGGCACCGUCCCCACAGAAGAAGAAGACUGUGAAGUUGUUCUGGAAGGAGCUGAAACAUGCUGACGGCCCGCAGAAAUGUCACUUUGGCCGCGGGACAGUGUGGGUGUCACUGGACAAAGUGGAGGUGGACACAGCUCAGCUCGAGCACCUGUUCGAGUCCAAAGCAAAGGAGCUUCCUUUUGCCAAGAAAGCACCAGAGAUGAAAAAGACUGAGAUUCUGGUUCUGGACCCAAAGAGAAGUAAUGCCAUCAACAUCGGUAUGACUGUGCUGCCUCCUGUCCACGUCAUCAAAACCUCCAUCCUUAACUUUGACGAGUUUGCCAUCGGCAAGGAAGGAAUCGAGAAAAUCCUCACCAUGAUUCCCACUGAGGAGGAGAAGCAGAUGAUCCAGGAGGCCCAGCUGGCCAGUCCAGAUGUUCCACUGGGAACAGCAGAGCAGUUCCUCCUCAGCCUGGCCUCCAUCAGUGUCCUGACUGCCCGCCUGCAGCUUUGGGCCUUCAAACUCAACUAUGAGACUCUGGAGAAGGAGAUUGCAGAACCACUGUUUGACUUAAAACUGGGCAUGGAGCAGCUGGCAUCCAAUCACACCUUCCGGAGAAUCCUGGCGACGCUACUCGCCAUCGGAAACUUUCUCAACAGCUCCAACGCCAAAGGGUUCGAGCUGAGUUACCUGGAGAAGGUGGGUGAGGUGAAGGACACCGUUCAUCGUCACUCGCUGCUUCAUCACACCUGCAACCUGGUGCUGGAAAAUUACCCAGAAUCCGCUGAUGUCUACUCUGAGAUCCCAGCCAUUACCCGCUCCUCCAAAGUGGACUUUGAACUGCUUUCAGACAACCUGGUACAGCUGGAGAGACGCUGCAAAGCAUCAUGGGACAACCUGAAGCUGGUGGCCAAACAUGAAACCAAAGUACAGCUGAGGAACAAAAUGACAGAAUUUUUGAAAGACUGUACGCAGAGGAUUAUUAUCCUGAAGGUCGUCCACCGCCGUGUCAUCAACAGGUUCCAUUCCUUCCUGCUCUUCCUGGGUCAUCCAUCGUCUUCUGUCCGCGACGUCAAAGUCACCGCGUUCUGUCGCAUCAUCAGCGAGUUUUCCCUGGAGUAUCGCACCAUCAGAGAGCGAGUUCUCACCCUGAAACGAAAACGAGCUGCACACCGGGAGCGAACUAAGACUCGUGGGAAGAUGAUCACUGAGACGGAGAAGUUUUCUGCGGCAGUGAGUCAUGAUAGCGCCAUCCCUGUGUCCAUGGCAGCAGAGGCGGAGUCUGGACAGGAGGAGGAGCACGAGAGCAUGAAGACCAUGCUGACCAGCAGCUCCAGUUUGGCCGUUGAAAACAGGGGACUGAGGCGCUCCAGAGCCAUCCGCAGUCUCGGCAGGGUGAGUCCGUCAAAGGCGUUGACAGCCAAAGAAGAUGAGAUCAACAAUCAAGAUGACGCCACAGAAGAGAUCAUGGACCGGCUGGUGAUGUCCGUUACCCACAAUCCCUCAGACAGAGCGUCCAGCCCAAAGACGCGUAAAAGGUCCCGCGUGAACAGGAAGUCCUUGCGGCGGACUCUGAGGAGCGGACUCACUGUGGAAGUGGUUCAGGCUCUGGGACUCGACAAGACUGCAGACAGAGUUUGAACACAAACCGAUCACUUGAUUGAUCAGUGAAUAUGGUUGAUCUGAUGAGGCAAAAUAUGGCAACUAACGGGACUGUGGAAUUUCCCAGAAGUCAGUUCUCCUACAGGAGGAGGAGCCUCAAGCUGCUGUAACAUUGAAACAGAACCCGUCUCAACAAAAAACAAACAUUUCAGAUGUUUUCGUUGUAAAAGACGUUUGCAUGAGUAAAUGUGUAUUUUUAUUUAUUCUUUAACUGCAGUCAUACUGUAAGUCUUCACAGCUCUUCUUCCCUCUGAACGCUGCGACUCGUUACGUUUUUAUGCUUUAUUUUGGUAGUGUGUGUGUGUGUGUGUGUGUGUAAUAUUCCAGGUGUUUUGGAGAAAUGAUCCUUACAAUAAAAAAAAAAUUGAAAAGUUCUGCAAUAUUUAAUCCAAACAUCCUUUUAAACCUGAAAGGAUGUUGUUAGCCAUGUUAGCAUCUGCCAGUCUGCCUCUUUAGUUAUCGUGCUAACAUCCGAAACACAAACCUGUUAGCACACCUGACUGUCAGCAACCGAAGACAAUAAUCUAGUUUUGAGCAUUUUUAGUGUUUAACUACUGGAGUAUUACUGAGUAAUGUUAGCAUUACUUUUUCACACAAUUAUCUGUAGCAUGCUAACAUUGUCCUCAGUUAGCGCUACACACUGUUAAUAUGUUUGCUCACAUCGUUAAAUUUGGGGGGGGGUGAUUUGUUUAACAACUGAAGCAGAAAUACUACAUUAGCAGUACUGUGCUAAUGUUUGCCCGUUAGCUUAAUAGUGUAUGUACCAGGUUAUUGUGUUUGUAUUGGUCUGUGUGCAUUCCUGCUAAACUCAGCAUGCUAACAGUAGGUAUAUCAAAAUUGAUCAAAAAAUGAUUACCGCCUCAGUCGUAUGUUCAGGUGUUGUUAGCAUGUCGGCAUUAUGUCACGUGCUAAUGUUCAUUGUCACGCUAACGUCAAUGUUUUUUUUUUUUUAAAUGGCCGUAAGAAGCCGUUUUAAGCAGCUAGGCGUCGUUUAGCGUCACGGUGCCACGGUCGUGGAGAUUUUAACUUAAUGUUUUUUGUUGUUGUUUUUGGUUUUUUGGGGGUUUUUUUUGCUCACAGUUGAACAAAAACAGAAAAUAUUGUAUGUUGCUUCAGUUUUACUCGAACACACAAAUGUGUCAUAUAAUAGCUAAAAGAGCUGACAAAGCAAACGUUACCGUGGGAGGAGUUUGAGUGACCUUUUCUUUUAUGUUCAUCUGAGCAUCGUAAAUGGCGCCAUCAUCAGGCUGUUUGAUGAAUCUGUGUUCUUAUUCUGAAUUUAGCUCCUGGAGGAAAUCUGUUACAAACCAAAAUGCUGGAACAGAAAAAAGCGAGUUUGUUUAAAGGUGGAAAUUGUUAUAAAUGUAAAAUUCAUUUGAUUAAAAAUGGCACCACUUGCACACGUGCACACUCAGACACGUGCACACUUACCCUGGGUGAAUUGUACUUGUUAACUAAUUUAGAACUUUGUGUUUUUCCCGCAUUGAGGUCUUAAUGCUUUCUGCCAACAUAAUUCACGUUUUGGGUUUUUUUUGUUGUUUGUUUUUUUGUUGUUUGUUUUUUGUGAAUCACAAAGUUGCUGUCACACUCGCGGAGGAGACGUGUCUGAAGGACAAAGACGGUUUUAAUUUCAAGGACAAAGACUUUCUGCAGAAAUCUUCAAACCCAAAGCUGAAUGUGUUCAAAGUGCAAUUAAUUAAUAAAGAUUUUUUUUUAAA